Messenger RNA from Emericellopsis cladophorae, 4806 nucleotides. RefSeq lists its product as uncharacterized. NCBI's taxonomy places the organism in Eukaryota, Fungi, Ascomycota, Sordariomycetes, Hypocreales, Bionectriaceae. The transcript is spliced from 12 exons. The record is from RefSeq and is a predicted model, not a curated record. Gene Ontology annotation, molecular function: protein binding. Bases 1 to 4806 code for a protein of 1601 amino acids.
AUGGCGUGGCUACCGUUUCGCGACAAUUGCGACUUGGUUCUUAAGCUCAAGUCACUGAAGAACACCGACUUGCAUCAACUCUUUUUCAAGCUCCUGGGACAAAUAUACUUGGAGGAGCACGUAUUGAUUAGCAAAUGCAAAGAAUGCUACGACCAAGCCAAAAAGCGAUUUCAGGAUGAACCUGACUUGUCGGAAGCCAGGAGUCAACAAAUCGUCGACCAAGAGAUCAGCAAGGCACAAAAGGCCCUGAGUGGGAUUGAAAAUGCUGCUCUCCGCAGUCGAAGACGGGACAUGGACCGGCUUGGCACCGAUGAGCAUGACCAAAGACAAAACCAACGACUUGGGGAUGUUUCUGUCAAGCUCAAGUAUCUAUUUGAUGAGAACAAGGCCAAGGUAGACAGUGACAAACUCCACAACUUCAUCGAGUGGCUGUCAACUUGCCCAUUCCGUGUGCAUCACAACUCGGUGUCGAGUAGGCUGAUGCCAGAGUCUGGUACAUGGCUCUCGAACCACUCCGUGUAUCAGAACUGGUUGCAAUCGUCCUCAUCAUCCAUCAUCCGAACCAACCUGGUCAGGCUGGGGAGUCGCGGCUGUGUCGAGCUCAUCCUGGAGCUUACAAUGAGAAGGAGAGCAUAUAUCGCACUCGAUGCGAUUGACGAAUUACGGCAGGAGGCUCGUUCUGAGCUUAUUGAAUCCCUCCAUCGUAUCGUCAACGAGUCCGACGGACUGGCCAAAGUGCUUGUCACCAGUCGCAACGAUGCCCAGAUCGAAGGCCUCUUACAAUCUGCAACCACGAUAGAGGUUUCUCCUGCGGAAAAUCAAUGCGACAUUGAGAAGUUCGUUGCGUCGCAGCUGAGGACAAUAGUGCGUGGUCGACGACUUCUGAACGGCAGCGCGUCAGAGACGCUGUUGGAAAAGAUGCGCGUCUCGUUGAUCAAUGGGGCGCGAGAGAUGUUCUUGUGGAUUCAACUACAGAUCGACUGUCUGUGUCGCAAGAAGACGGAGCACGAUAUCAUCACUGCUCUCGACGCCGGCCUGGCGGAAAAUUUGGACAAGAUCUACGCCGAAACCUACAAAUCAUUCCUUGAAUUGGACAGAACCGCAAAAUCUGUGGUCAAAGGGGUCUUCUCCUGGAUUCUUUAUGCGAAAAGUCCUUUGACAAUCAAUGCUCUACGCUGCGCACUGGUGUUGGGCCCAGAUCUCGCGAGCCAACCUGAAGCAGUAACGCUUCCUGAUCUAGUCGAUGUUUGCUACAACCUGGUGGUUCUAGACUCGACAAUGAACACACUUCGCCUCUGCCACCCAUCUGCUAGGGACUACAUGCGCCAACAACACAUGUUCUCAGAGGUCUCUGGAAACCAGCUUUUGGCCGCAUCCUGCCUUGGAAAAUGCUCCCAGGGCCUGGCUGAUCCCCCAGAGUGGCUCUCAAGUCCCUACGCUAUUGACAACUUCUCCCUGGACGGAGAAGACUACGAGGACGCCCUCCAGAAGACCGCCGAGGCGGGCUUUCGGGAUGCUGUUGAGUACUUGAUGAAGCCCGAUGUAGCCAGAAAGUUUGGCCGAGACACCGGCAAGGAAGAACUUCGACAGCUCUACGCGGACAUGUGGAAAUGCUUGUUCUUCUUCACCAUCUUGGGAGACACUCGUGCUGUCCGCAAGCUCCUGGAAAUGGGUGCCGACGCUACAGCGGCAGCUUACAAUGGCCAUGAGGAAGCUGUCAAGUUGCUCAUUGAAGAGGGUGCUGAUAUAUACCGCGAGAGUAACAAGUUCAAGGAUGCACUUCACGCAGCAGUGCAAGGCGGUCACCUCGAGAUUGCCUCGUUUCUACAAGAGAAAUAUCCACCUCCUCCUGGGCGAAGUUUGCCAGCAAUCACACGCGGGGACCGCCAGGACACAGACGACGAGGCUGAUGGCGAGAGCGUGGAGUCGAAGGGUCUAAGUCAAAUGGAACUCACCGAUGAGGAGCCAAUCAAAUACGGCUUGGUGUUUGCGGCAACCAUUGGCAACAUUGCAACGAUCCGUCAAGAGCUACAGGCCUCCGCAGUGGCCGAGGACGACAUAACACAAGCUCUUGUGGCUGCCGCAGAGAAAGGAAACCACCAGGCUACCAAAGUGCUUCUGGAAGACGGUACCAUCGACUUUCCCGGACAAGUUCAAUAUUGCACCGACGACGACGAGGACGAAGCAGCCGUGCGCGGCCGGAAUAUUCAUACUCUCAACCGCCUUCUCGAGAUGACCGAGCAAGGGACUUAUGAUAGAAGCGAGCUCAUCCCAUCGUUCAUGGAAGCUUGCCGGGAGGGGUUCGAUGCAGGAGUUUUGCAGCUGUUGAACCGGAACAAGGGCGUUCUUCAGGCCAACGAAAUAUCCCAUGGGAUGGCCGCGGCAUCAGCCUCGGGUCACAAGAGAAUAGUUCUCAAGCUGCUCCACAACUUGAAAUGCGAGCGAAGAGGCACCGCUUUCAUCAACUAUGUAGUCCAGAACGCUCUGCUCAGUGCAGCUGGAGUCGGGGAGUCGGACGUCAUUCAGCACAUGCUCGAUGAUACGGAUAUUCGGGAUCACAAAGACUUCGACGCCAUCAUUACCCGCGCUCUAGUAACGGCAUACGUGGUGCCGAGUCUUCGAGAUGAGGACAGUCUGUUUGGCCACCGCCUCCCGCAUCCUCCUCAGCAUCUUUACUCGUACCCUAGGCGCCAGGCGCCAUUCUUGCCCAGAAGUCGGCCUCCACUUCAUGCUAGUUUCAAUGACUUUGCAAGUGGAGAUGAUUCUGACGAUUCCUCUGAGAGCGACACUCAAGAGACAGAUGCAUUACGGGCCAGCAUCGAGGCCUUCGCUCGCAUCCGUUAUGGCGAAGCCUUGACUGGGUUUGACACCCAGUAUCCCGAAGAGCGAGCCAAAGAGGAACGACAAAUGGAAAUUGUGAGUCUCAUACUCGACCAUGUGACGGAUUUGAGCGAUCGCAACGGCGAGCAGGCUACUCAUCCGCUGCGAAUAGCCGCCCAAUGGGGCAAUAGUCAGGUUGUUCAAGUUUUGCUCAAGCAUGGCGCCGCGGAUGGCUUCAGUCCGGAACAGCUCACAGCCUUGAUUCUACUGGCAGCAGGUCGAAAAACCGGAAUUUCCCAUCUCAUUGUCUUGGAACUGCUCAAUUUUGAUCGUGAAACAUGUCUACCGACGACCAAAGAUGGGUCUCUGGAUCCCGCCGUGCUGGGGACAAUCGGCAAUGCUAUUCGCUUGUUGCAUGAUCCUGCAAGGGCUCAAGGCUACCAAAUACUAUCCAAGAGAGGCCUAUUUACUUCACAAAAGGCUGCUCGCGAUUUGAUGAAAGAUGGCAUGAGACAGUUGAUCCAGAUCAUAUUUCGCAAGUUGCCCCAUCAGACGGCAGGCGGCGGUGUCUUUGGCGACCUCCUCCACGUGGCAGCGGUUGCUGGUGACUUGUCCACCGUCAGGCAGCUGAUCAAGCACGGCGUUGACGUGAAUCACGCCAUGUUCUUCAGUCACUCGCCCCUUGGUGCUGCCGCCGAGUUUGGCCAAGUCCAGGUCAUGAAAGCCCUCACAAGAGCGAAAGCCAGGGUCCACUCUGAUGAACGGAGGCAGAUGGGACAGAUAUACGGUGCUCAGGAACCAGCUAUAAAGGCUAUCCUAGGAGGCCACGUCUCCGCCCUGAAGCUGCUGCUCGACGAAGGCGCUGAUCCUAAUCUUUACGCUGGCGAUGAAUCACUCCUCCUUCUUGCUGCUCAGAGCAAGACUCCAGCAAUGCUAAAAUACCUUCUGCAGGCUGUAGCUGAUCCAAAAGCAGAUCCUCUUGCCUUGGUUACCGCCGCACAUGAUGGCGAGCUGGAUAUGGUCAGCUCUCUUCUUGACGCUGGCGCAGACGCAAAUUCCCUGGCUAUCCACGGAACAAGCUAUCGAGAGCAGCACCUCAGCAGCCCCCUGUACAUUGCCUGCGAGCAGGGUCGUACUGAGAUCGUCCACGUACUUCUGGAACGCGGUGCUGAUGCUAACCUCGAAGUUGGGGACCAUGAUGGUCUUUCUCUUGUUGUCGCCGCCCGUCAAGGUCAUGUGGACAUUGUCGAGGCCCUCCUCCAACACGGUUGCAAUCCCACUGCCUGGAGCGAAGGCUUUGGGGCAAUUUCUUCCAUUGACCAGCGCAAAUUCGGUUCAGCGCUACGUGAACGAGACUUCCAACUGAAUGGCGGCUCCUCUCAGACCCGGGGUUAUGUUGCGGUUCCCCGGGAUGGUCCGGCCCCCGAAUCUAAGUCUAUCGAUUCCGAAUUAGAGGGUGAAGUCUGCCUCAACGCCAUUGAAAGCGCCUGUGUAGGCCAAAAGGGAGUAACAGCUAGCUUGAAAAUCCUCAAAGUCCUGCUCAAGUGGGUUGACGAUCCAGACAAACGUGAAGAAGUCUGCUUGGAAGCAAUGCGGCAGGUUUCUGACGCCCAGAAUAAGCGCAUGUUUGAAGCACUGUUGGAAUACGUGCCUCUGGACUCUGUUGCGCUUGAUCUUGCUAGCCGAUGCGGCUCCGUGAAAUCUGUGCAGACGAUCUUGAGCCGAGGCAUAAGCAUCAAUGCCGCUAGUCCAGGUGGCAAAGUGCCACUACAAGUGGCCGUCGACUACGGGCAUUGGGAUUUGACACAAUUCCUGGUGACCAACGGAGCAAAUUUGGAGACUCGACUAGACGAGGACUCGCCACUCAACCUUUAUCGCCUAGUGGCUUCUAUCAUUGAAUCCUACGCAUUCUCCACCCUGGCGAAGCACAAGAGCAUCACAAAAUAUCUCUCAUUCUUGCUUGUCAUGUUGGAAGUGUCGAGAUAG